This is a messenger RNA of Symbiodinium sp. CCMP2592, 1035 nucleotides long. Lineage: Eukaryota; Dinophyceae; Suessiales; Symbiodiniaceae. The record is from the annotation of a GenBank genome assembly.
AUGUCGUUUGGCCCAUUGCAAGGGAGAUUCAGUAAUGUGAGAUCAGAGCCAUAUGCCGGUGGAGCCCUGUCUUCCGGUGCAGAGACGGGCGAGGUUUGCCAGUUCUUUGUCAAGACAGGCUGGUGCAAAUGGGGUGACGGAUGCAGACACGUCCACAUCCCGGGACCUGACACUCCAAAGGGAGGUAGGCCGGGUGGUCCACCAGAUCCAUCAGAAGCCUGCAAGUUCUUUGCCAAGGCCGGUUGGUGCCAGUUUGGCGACAACUGCAGGUAUCAACACCUUGCUGGGCCUCAGUCACAAUCGGGCAUGGGCAGCGGCGAGGUCCAGGUUGGCCUCGGGCCAAGAGAUCAGAGUGAACCCUGCCAGUUCUUUGCUAAGGCCGGCUGGUGUAAAUACGGGGCCGCCUGUCGCUAUGCACAUUCGCUUUCGCCAGACAUGCAGCCACAACUGCCACAACCGACUGCGAAGUCCGGGGAGGUUUGCCAGUUUUUUUCUAAGUCAGGCUGGUGCAAGUACGGCGACCACUGCAGGCAUGAGCACUUGGGCAUGGGUGGACUUUCAGCGCCCGGAGCUCCAGAUCACAUAGGAGCUGGCUGCGCUGGCUCAGGAGACGGCCGAUUUUAUGCCAAAGGAGGCUGGCACCCGAAUGGCGACACCAGAUUUCAGCACCCACCUGGACUGUCUGGCGCUAUGGGAUAUGGCGGAUAUGGGCCCGGCUUUGGUCUGCCGGGCCCGGGCUACAACGGCUCCUUCGGCCCGGCGAGCCAGGAGGCGCCAUUUUUACCCAAGGAGUUCUCUGCGGCGGAGGCAGAAGCUGCUGCUGCGGAGCUGAUCAAGUCACCUGGAAUGUUAAAAGCUGAGUCAAUAGGGCUUCAGCUUUCGGAUGAAGCAGUGAAAGCUCUUCUCACGAUUCCCUCGUCGCAUGCCUCUCAGCUCCUGGAAUCUGUGGCAGAGAAGCACACAACGCUUAGAGACCCAUCAAAAUAUGUCGUCGCAACCAUUGCAAAGGGUUAUGUUCCCAAAGGGCCGCCAUAA